This is a messenger RNA of Phycomyces blakesleeanus NRRL 1555(-), 1431 nucleotides long. RefSeq lists its product as hypothetical. The transcript is spliced from 3 exons. Lineage: Eukaryota; Fungi; Mucoromycota; Mucoromycetes; Mucorales; Phycomycetaceae. Gene Ontology annotation, biological process: protein folding; response to endoplasmic reticulum stress. Gene Ontology annotation, cellular component: endoplasmic reticulum. Gene Ontology annotation, molecular function: protein disulfide isomerase activity. The record is from RefSeq and is a predicted model, not a curated record. Bases 1 to 1431 code for a protein of 476 amino acids.
AUGGCCGAAAGUGAUGUGCUUUCCCUCACUGAGGCCAGCUUCGAUAAGGCCCUCAAGGCGGACCUGGCUUUGGUUGAGUUCUAUGCUCCAUGGUGUGGUCACUGCAAGGCUCUUGCUCCCGAGUAUGAGACCGCUGCCACCGAGCUCAAGGAAAAGUCUGUCACUCUUGCCAAGGUUGACUGUACCGAGAAUGAAGACUUGUGCCAGAAGUACGAGAUCCGUGGCUACCCCACCCUCAAGGUCUUUAGAAACGGUUCUUUCGUCGAGUACAAGGGUCCCCGUAAGGCCGAUGGUAUUGUUAGCUACAUGACAAAGCAAGCUGCCCCUGCUAUUUCGCCUUUGACUUCUGAGACUUUUGAGCCCUUCAAGACCUCUGACCGUGUCGUUGUCGUCGCCUACACUGACCCCAAGGAUGAAGUCUCCAAGGCCACUCUCUUGGCUGCUGCCGAGAAGCUCCGUGAGGAUUUCUUGUUUGGCUUGGUCACUGAUGAGGCUUUUGCCAAGGAGCAGGAUAUCAAGGAGUUCCCCUCCAUUGUUGUGUACAAGCAGUUCGAUGAAGGUCGUGUUGACAAGGCUGGUGAAUUCAAGGUUGAGGAAAUCGAGGAAUUCGUCAGAGCCAACUCUGUCCCCUUGUUGGCCGAGGUUGAUGCUUCCAACUUCCAGUUCUACGCCGACUCUGGUCUGCCCCUGGCUUACGUGUUCGCCGACUCUGCUGAGAUGUUGAAGCCUUUGGUCGAUGCCGUUUCGCCUGUCGCCAAGAAGUACAAGGGCAAGGUUAACUUUGUCCAUAUCGAUGCCACCAAGUACGGUAGCCACGCUGCCAACCUUGGCUUGAAGGAGAACUGGCCCGCCUUUGCCAUCCAGCACCUCGAUACUGGAGCUAAGUUCCCCCUUGACCAGGAUUUGUCCAUCACCACUGAAUCCAUCGAAAACUUCCUCGACAACUACAUCGAGGGUAAGAUCAAGCCUACCCUCAAGUCUGAGGAGGUUCCUGCCGUCAACGAUGGUCCCGUCAAGGUCGUUGUUGGCACCGAGUUCAAGGACAUUGUUUUGGACAAGUCCAAGGAUGUCUUCCUUGAGGUCUACGCUCCCUGGUGCGGCCACUGCAAGAAGCUCACUCCCAUCUGGGAGACUCUUGGUGACUUGAUCAAGGCUCAGGAUGCUUCUAACAGCGUCGUUAUUGCCAAGAUGGACGGUACCGAGAAUGACUUGCCCGAGGAUGCUGGCUUCACUGUCUCUGGCUUCCCCACCCUUAAGUUCUUCAAGGCCGAGACCAACGAGAUCAUUGACUACAACGGUGACCGUACUCUCGAGGAUCUUGUUCAGUUUGUCAACGAGAACGGUAGCAAGAACCUCUCUAUCAAGACUGAUGAUGUAAAGGAAGAAAAGAAGACUGAGGCCGAGGAGGAGAUUGGUCACGAUGAAUUGUAA